GGGAGCGAGCACUCGCUGCUGCUGCUGCUGCUGCUGCUCUGCCGAGCCGCCUCUCUCCAUUGCAGCUCCAGCAUGAGCACCACUGUCAGGCAGUUCUCCUCCUCCACCUCCCUCAAGGGCUUCGGCGGCCUGGGGGGGGGCUCCAGUAGGCUCUCCUCCGUGCGUGUUGGGGGAGGAGGCUAUAGGGCCCCCAGCGUGCACGGGGGCUCUGGCAGCUACUCCGUGUCCUCCCGCAUGGUCUCGGGCUUCGGCAGCGGCUUUGGGGGCAGCUACUGCAGCAGCGCAGGAGGGACCCUCGGCGGGGGCUUUGGGGGCAGCUAUGGGGCCGGCUUUGGGGCCGGCUUUGGGGCCGGCUUUGGAGGAGGCUUUGGAGGAGGCUUUGGAGGCGGUGAUGGCAUCCUGCCGGCCGGGGAGAAGGAGACCAUGCAGAACCUCAACGACCGCCUGGCCACCUACCUGGACAAGGUGCGAGCCCUGGAGGAGGCCAACACCGACCUGGAGGUGAAGAUCAGGGAGUGGUACAAGAAGCAGGGACCUGGUCCUGACCGUGACUACAGCCCCUACUACAGGACUAUCGAGGAGCUCAGGAACAAGGUGUUGGUGGCCACAGUUGACAAUUCCAACCUCCUGCUGCAGAUUGACAAUGCCAGGCUGACAGCAGAUGACUUCAGGACCAAGUUUGAGUCGGAGCAGGCUCUGCGCAUGAGCGUGGAGUCCGACAUCAACGGCCUGCGCCGGGUGCUGGAUGAGCUGACCCUGUCCAGAGCCGACCUGGAGAUGCAGAUUGAGAACCUGAAGGAGGAGCUGGCUUAUCUGAAGAAGAACCAUGAGGAGGAAAUGAAACUGCUGCAAUCCCAGUCCAAUGGGGAUGUGAAUGUGAAGAUAAACUCUGCUCCAGGAGAGGAUCUGCUGAAAAAACUGAAUGAGAUGAGGCAGGAAUAUGAAGCUAUUAUUCAGAAAAACCGUGCAGAGGUUGAAAAGUGGUACGAAAGCAAGAUGGAGGAAGUGAGUCAACAAGUCCACUCAAGUGGCCAGGAGAUACAAUCAAGCAACCAGCAGAUCUCUGAGCUGAGACGUGAAUAUCAGAGUCUGGAGAUUGAGCUGCAGUCACAGAUCAGUCUGAUAGACUCUCUGCAAUCCAACCUGGAAGACACGGAACGUCGCUAUAACAUGCAGCUGCAGCAGAUCCAGGGCAUGAUGGGCAGCAUCCGCUGUGAGAUGGAGAGCCAGAACGAGGAGUACAAGAUGCUCCUGGGCAUCAAGACCCGCCUGGAGCAGGAGAUCCAGCAGUACCGGGCACUGCUGCAGGAGGGGCAGCAGGGCAUUAGCACUUCACAGGGAGGAGCUGGUGGUGGAUCUUCAGGAGGAGGAGGUCAUGGAGGAAGUAGUGGAGGUGGAAGCUGUUGGUCCUCAGGUGGAGGAAGCAGUGGAGGAAAAACUGGAGGAUCCUAUGGAAGAUCUUCCUCUUCUGAAAGUGGAGGAGGAGGGAGUGGAGGAAGAACAGGAGGUGGAACUUGUGGGAAAACUUCAGGUGGAGGAGGUGGCAGUGGUGGAGGAGGAGGGGGUAAAUCCUGCCUCUCCCGCUCUUCAUCUUCCCAGUCCCAGCCCAGCGACUCUUGUGAAAGCCCAGGAAGUGCUGAAAACAUGAAGCUCUGCCUGGAAGGAAACAAAACAUUGGAGAGAGGAGCAACCAUGGAGGAAGUGUCUGAAGCCAUAAAACACAUGAGACUGGGGAGUUUUAGAAGGGUUGAGGAGUGAUCAGCAAGACCAGCAUCUCCCACUGCACAACCUCCCAGUGAGGCCUUCAGACCAAGCAAGACUCUACUGAGCAUGGCUGAACAUCCCCUGCCACGAGCAGGAGAGAACACUUGUCCAACUUACCCAACACUGCUCACUCCAGGGGCUCAUCAGAGCUCUCUGGAUGUUCUGUCUGCUUCUUCCAUCUGUUUCUGUUCCAAAUCACUGUUACCUGAGUUAAUCUCUACCGUGAUUGGUGUUCCUGUGGAAUAAAUGCUAAUAAAUCUUUGCUUUUCUCUGA
Molecule: messenger RNA, 2038 nt
Organism: Cyanistes caeruleus (blue tit)
Lineage: Eukaryota; Metazoa; Chordata; Aves; Passeriformes; Paridae
Source: RefSeq, a predicted model, not a curated record